Molecule: messenger RNA, 1204 nt
Organism: Fimicolochytrium jonesii
Lineage: Eukaryota; Fungi; Chytridiomycota; Chytridiomycetes; Spizellomycetales; Powellomycetaceae
Product: P-loop containing nucleoside triphosphate hydrolase protein
Exons: 4
Coding region: 102-869 (255 amino acids)
Molecular function (GO): GTP binding; GTPase activity
Source: RefSeq, a predicted model, not a curated record
CCGACCCGCUAAACGCAAGGUCCACUGAGAUCGACCUAGCAAGUCUGGAACAACCCAGUCGGCAGAGAAGCCACUCCUAGUAACAUAAGCUUCCAAACACCAUGCCGACCCCACCUCCGAAUGGCGACGUGGACAUAGCAGCAACAUUCAAGCUAUUGCUAAUUGGUGAUUCCGGAACUGGGAAAUCGUCCCUACUUCUGCGCUUUACGGAUGAUACGUGGCUGCAGCCAGAUGAAGUCUCAGCAACUAUUGGUGGGUGUUUUAGGGACCACUUGCGUCCUUUGGGCGACUGGGAGUUGGCGGUGACGACGGUGCCGUGUCAAGGCCGUGCACACACGAGAACAAAGCGUCUCACACUGUCUUCCAUUUGUCCAGGUGUUGACUUCAAAGUGAAGAUAGUGGAUGUUGAAAAUAAGCGGUACAAGCUGACAAUAUGGGACACCGCUGGUCAAGAGCGAUUCCGAACACUGACUUCCAGCUAUUACCGUGGAGCUCAGGGAGUGAUUCUAGUAUACGACGUAUCCAACCGUCAAACAUUCGAACAUCUCCAACUGUGGUUCAACGAGCUGGAUACCUACUCGUCCAGCCGGGACGUGAUAAAGAUUAUCGUGGGAAACAAAUGCGACAAGGAUACGCCUGGCGUGCGGGAAGUGUCUCGGAAGGACGGAGAAGCUUUCGCGAGGAGGAUGGGGACGCUGUUCAUCGAAACUAGCGCAAAGACGAAGACGGGUGUGAAGGAUGCGUUUGUUGAGGUCGUUCGUAAGAUCGCGGAAACGCCAGCAUUGUGGCAGAAGCAACAAGGUCCCCGCCCAGGAGCUGUUCAGCUGCACGGCGAGGAAGAAGAACAACAAGGAGUCUGCGGAUGUUAAAUCCAGAGCUCCUCCGAGGCCUUCCGCUACAUCGAUCCCCGUAGGCUCUCGCGAUCGAUCUCCUCCUAGCUUUCCACGCCCGGAAUGUGCCGCGAUCGUUCACAAUGCAAGAUUGCAAUCCAACUUCCCUUGGCACCCCUCGCAACUCAUCCCCCCUUGCGACGACGACACGAUUUCCGGUGCGCUAUCCAGCCGCCUAACCCCCCAGUGUACCUUCCCUAAUUGAUAAAAUCCCCGUUUCACCGACCUCGGUUUUUGUAUUUUGCGCCCUGUUGUUUAGCUACUAGUUUUUCCCUUCCAUCGCACCGUAGCACAUCCCUUAUUCAAUAGUCCCU